AUGGACAACGCGAUUCGAUCAUCUGUGGUGGUUUUGGGAUCAUUGGCUUUUGGUUACAUGUCUCUCCAACUUGGCUACAAGCCUUUCCUUGAAAAGGCUGAACAAUACCAACAAUCUCUUCAAUCUCCACCUUCUCAACAACAACAAGAUGAACAAGAAGAAGCGAGGUGGGACAAUAACAAUAUCGAGGGAUGGGAGGAGAAAAGGUAG
This is a messenger RNA of Arabis nemorensis, 210 nucleotides long. The record is from the annotation of a GenBank genome assembly. NCBI's taxonomy places the organism in Eukaryota, Viridiplantae, Streptophyta, Magnoliopsida, Brassicales, Brassicaceae.